Messenger RNA from Eucalyptus grandis, 354 nucleotides. RefSeq names its product clathrin light chain 2-like. Gene Ontology annotation, molecular function: structural molecule activity; clathrin heavy chain binding. Gene Ontology annotation, cellular component: plasma membrane; clathrin coat of coated pit; clathrin coat of trans-Golgi network vesicle. Bases 1 to 354 code for a protein of 117 amino acids. The transcript has a single exon. Lineage: Eukaryota; Viridiplantae; Streptophyta; Magnoliopsida; Myrtales; Myrtaceae. The record is from RefSeq and is a predicted model, not a curated record. Gene Ontology annotation, biological process: intracellular protein transport; clathrin-dependent endocytosis; clathrin coat assembly.
AUGUCCUUCGUGGUUCAGUUGUUUUUGGCCAGCCUAGGGAAGUUCCACACUGAGGCUGACAAGAACUAUUGGAAGGUGAUUGCAGAGCUCCUCCCUAAUGAAGUUCCCGCCAUAGAAAAUAAGAGAGGAAAGAAGGAUCAAGAGAAGAAGCCCCCUAAACCAGGAAAACCAACCGAAAUUUCAAGGUUGCAACAGAUUCUCUUGAAGCACAGUGCUCCGUCCCACUUGAAGCUUUGGCCGCCAUCGGCACCCAACACAGAUGGCCCUGAAGUCAGUGAUGCCGCAGUGGCUGAUGCUUCAGAGGAGGCGGCAACUGCUUUGGUGGUGGCCCUUGAAGCUGUUGUCGCUGCUUGA